AUGGAAUUGUUCCAACUCUUAUGUUCAGCCAGCUACUACCAUCUCCCUGCACAUUUGAAGAGAUGCUUUGCCUACUGUUCAAUAUUUCCAAAGGACUAUGAAUUUAAGGAGCAACAGUUGGUUCUGUUAUGGAUGGCAGAGGGUUUAAUUCAGCCACAAGAAGGGGAAAAGCAAAUGGAAGAUCUAGGUAAAGAUUAUUUUCGAAAUCUAUUGUCAAGGUCAUUUUUCCAACAAUCAAACUAUGAUGACUCAAUAUUUUUAAUGCAUGACAUCAUCAACGAUUUGGCUCAAUUAGUUGUAGGAGAUAUAUACUUCAGAAUGGAUGAAAGAUUUGGGAGUAGUAAGCAAGGGAAAAUUUAUAAAAUGGCUCGACAUUUGUCUUAUCCAGGUGGUGGCACUAAACCGCUUGAGGCCUUUUCAAAACUAACAUAUUUGCGUACAUUCCUACCACUGAUGCUUCCACAAUAUCCAGGGUGUUGUCUCUUGACUCAGGAGGUUCCUCUUGAACUGUUGUCAAAAUUACGAUGCCUAAGGGUGCUCUCUUUAAGUGGGUACUACAUCUAUAAGCUUCCAAAUUCAAUUGGAGAUCUAAAACAUCUACGAUAUCUUGACCUGUCUUACACUCCAAUCACAAGCAUGCCUGAAUCAAUAACCACUCUUUACAACUUACAAACAUUGAUAUUGGAUCAAUGUUCUUAUCUUAAGAAACUACCUUCAACUUUUGAGAACCUUGUCAACUUGCGCCACCUCAAUAAUCUAGGUACAUACUCAUUGGAAGGAAUGCCUCCACAAAUGGGUAAAUUGACAUGUCUACAUACACUAUCGCAUCUAGUUGUGGGAGAAGCUAGUUGCUCUGGAGUAAAGGAGCUGGGGCCUUUAUUACAUCUUCAAGGGACACUCUGUAUUUCAAGAUUGGAGAACGUGAUUGAACCUAGGGAUGCAAGGGAAGCUAAGUUAAUCGAAAAGUCUGACCUUGAUGGCUUGUUAUUGGAAUGGAGUGACAAGUUGAACGAGUCAAAAGACAGAACAAGUGAAUUAGAUAUACUUAACAUGCUACGCCCGGGAGGCACUUUGAAAGAGCUCAUUAUCAGAUUCUAUGGUGGUACAAGAUUUCCAUCUUGGUUAAGAUAUUCCUCAUUUCCUAAUAUGGUGCUCCUAAGGAUUGAAAAUUGUAAAAAAUGCACAUCAUUGCCGCCAAUUGGGCAAUUACCAUCACUCAAAGACCUUUCGAUCGAAGGCAUGGAUGGCGUGAAGAAUUUAGCUGCGGAGUUUUAUUGUAUAAAGGCAUGUAUAUUAUACCAAAUGGGUAAAUCCAAACCCGAGCUGUUAAUUAAGCUUGUUUAUUGUGUCAAAAUAUCAAGCCCUAACAUGACUCAUUAA
Messenger RNA from Carya illinoinensis, 1380 nucleotides. RefSeq names its product putative disease resistance RPP13-like protein 1. The record is from RefSeq and is a predicted model, not a curated record. Gene Ontology annotation, molecular function: protein binding. Gene Ontology annotation, biological process: defense response to other organism. The transcript has a single exon. The coding region runs from base 1 to 1380 and encodes 459 amino acids. Lineage: Eukaryota; Viridiplantae; Streptophyta; Magnoliopsida; Fagales; Juglandaceae.